ACCUCAGAGAAGAAGAAGAAAGGAAGAAGAAGAAGAAGAAGAAGAAGAAGAAGAAGAAGAAGAAGCCAUGCAGGGGAAACAGUACAGACGCUAUUAGCUUAUCUCAGCUCUCUGGAUGUACGAAACUAGCCGGAGAAGAUAUUAUAGUCGUUGAGUGGAUGAGUAUUUGACUUAUAGUUUUGCAACAAUGUCUUCAGUUGAGUGUUUGAGAGAGUUUGUGAACGAGCGACUAACUGCUGCUGCUGAAGAAAUAUUCAGAGUUUUUCAUAAAGCUGUCAUCGAGUACGAGGCAGAGAUCGACCGUCAGCGCAGACUGCUCGAUAUCGUUUGGAAGCCCGAAAUAAAGUUACACAGGAUAGAGCUCCCACAGCAACAUGUCUGUAAGGAGGAGGAGGUUCUCUCUGACCAGCAGCUCUGUGUUCAGGAGAGGAACUCCAGUCUGGACCAAGAGGACCCAGAGCCUCCACAGAUUAAAGAGGAGCAGGAGGAACUCUGCACCAGUCAGGAGGGAGAGCAGCUUGUACUGAAGCAGGAGACUGAUGCCUUUAUGUUGACUCCUACUGCUGAGGAAAGUGACCACCAGCUCCUCUCUCACAACUCUCAUGUAGCUGAGAGCCAAGAUCAGAAAGGAGGCAAGCAUGGAGACUCAGGCUCAACUAAUGCUGAGCCAAAUCUACAGAAUCUACAUCCUGAAAGCAUAAGUCACAGUAACAAUGUCGACAACCCUAACCUGUCAGAGAUGCACUGUGAUACUCACACAGGCAAACAGCCUUUAAAAUGUGACACGUGUGGAAAAGACUUUAAGAAUAAUUCAUCACUGAAGAAACAUCUGAGAACCCACACAGGGGAGAAGCUACUUGCAUGCAAAACAUGUGGAAAAGGUUUCAGAAAGAAUAGUCACUUGGUAUACCACAUGAGAACCCAUACAGGGGAGAAGCCGUUUGCAUGCAAAACAUGUGGGAAAGCUUUCAGGAUUAAUAGUACCUUGGUAAGCCACAUGCGAACCCACACAGGGGAGAAGCCAUAUUCUUGCAAAACAUGUGGGAAAAGGUUCGCUCAGCAUUCAUCAUGGAACUCUCAUAUAGGGAUCCACACAGGUGAGAAGCCGUUCGCAUGCAAAACAUGUGGGAAAGCUUUCAGAAUGCGUAGUAUCUUGAAGGAACACAUGAGAAGCCACACAGGUGAGAAGCCGUUUGCAUGCAAAACAUGUGGGAAAGGUUUCAGAAAUAAUAGUCACUUGGUAUACCACAUCAGAACCCACACAGGUGAGAAGCCGUUUCCAUGCAAAACAUGUGGGAAAGGUUUCAGAAUUAAUAGUCACUUAGUAAGCCACAUGAGAACCCACACAGGUGAGAAGCCAUAUUCUUGUAAAACAUGUCGAAAACAUUUCCAAUCUAAAAAUCACAUGAGACGCCACAUGAUGAGCCGUUUACACCUAAUGGAGGAACGCUGCGCAAAUCAGGAACAUUUGUUUUCAUUAGAUUAGAACAGGGGUCACUAACAGGCGGACCGCGGUCUGAGUCCGGACCCGAACCCAGACCGAACAUUAAUGGGAACUAGCUAGUAGAUCAGCACCGCUGGUUGAGAGAGGCUUUCUAGCCCUCUCAGAGCGUAGAUUGAUUUAAUACUUUUUAUUAGAGAAUGGGAUGAGAGGUGGAGAUGAACUUUAAAAAAAAUGUCUUUAAUUAGAUUGGAGAAUUUCAUUUUCAAUCCAGUAUAAGGCUCUAAUGCAACAUUUUGGAUGCCUUUAAAAUCCAACAAAGAAGAAGACACCCAAAAUUACAUCUGGAGUAGAAAAGAAAUGGAAGAAUGGGAAUUCAAGUCAUCAAUUGAAAAAUCACACGUCAUAUGCUCUGCUAAACACGAUAAAUCAGUCCCCAUGAAAUGAUAUGGCCGCACCACUGUGUUUGGCUGCUUGUCGUCGCUGUUACCAUUUCUGUUUGUCCUGGCUCUGUUUUUAUCUCUGAGUAUGCAUGAUGUGCAAACCACUAUCUUCUACAAUCGUCAAACACUACUGAAUAUUCAAGCCUGUGUCAUGGACUUAUACUCCCGGGAUCCUGGUCAAAGAAUCUUACACUGCACUCUGUUCUCUCAACUACCUGAAGGUUUAUGGGCUCGGCCCUGCGGCUACCACCAUAGGAAACAAGCCAGGUGACGGAGUUAAUGUGCAGGCGCCUCGGUGUGAAAUGUGAUUGUCAUCUGUGAGGCAUGUAUGCACUGAGAUGGCAAUUUGCGCUGUACCCAUAUGUUUUUAUUUAAUCAGUUUUCUUUUAUUUAUUCAUUUUAUA
Molecule: messenger RNA, 2288 nt
Organism: Cottoperca gobio
Lineage: Eukaryota; Metazoa; Chordata; Actinopteri; Perciformes; Bovichtidae
Product: zinc finger protein OZF-like
Exons: 2
Coding region: 188-1486 (432 amino acids)
Biological process (GO): regulation of transcription by RNA polymerase II
Cellular component (GO): nucleus
Molecular function (GO): DNA-binding transcription activator activity, RNA polymerase II-specific; RNA polymerase II cis-regulatory region sequence-specific DNA binding
Source: RefSeq, a predicted model, not a curated record